Messenger RNA from Drosophila sulfurigaster albostrigata, 606 nucleotides. RefSeq lists its product as uncharacterized. Bases 108 to 443 code for a protein of 111 amino acids. The record is from RefSeq and is a predicted model, not a curated record. The transcript has 3 exons. Lineage: Eukaryota; Metazoa; Arthropoda; Insecta; Diptera; Drosophilidae.
AUUGUCACUUUCAGUUUUACAAAAUAUUAGUUUGUUAUAUAUUUCGACUUGCUGAUUUCAAAAUUGUUUUAAGUGCUUACAAAUAAUAAAUUGCGGAGAAUCACAGAAUGUCAAAGUUAAUUCGAAAAUUUCUAAGCCAAACCAAAGAUCUUACAAAUUGGAAAUACUUGAUAAAAAGUAAUUUUAAUUUGGUCAACAGUCUGGAUCUAAAGUUGGAAGAGCUGCGUUUGGAACGUUCUCAGCUGGAAGCGCGCUCCAAGACGCUGUUUCAAAAGCAGCGAUCCACAGAAUGCAUGUUGACAGAUUUAACGCGCAGCAUCAAGCAACUUGAAUACGACAUUGUUCAGAUGCAAAAACCAAAAGCACAAAAUAUUGCUUCUGCACCUGAGGAGGAAGAGAUCAGAGAGUCACGACGAGCAUCCAACAGUCAGCGAAAGGGAUAGAAAUACUGAAAGAUAGCUUCUAGUCGGGGAUCUCUCUGUGCUUAUCAGCUAUACAUAUGAACUUUUCAGAAAUCACUUGCGGGACUUCACCGUUCCGAACUGAGGCAUAUAUAGAGAGCUGUUGCUCGACUGUGCUUAGUAGUUCAACAAAGUGUUGCGGUAG